Cooperia oncophora is the source of this 984-nucleotide messenger RNA. Lineage: Eukaryota; Metazoa; Nematoda; Chromadorea; Rhabditida; Trichostrongylidae. The record is from the annotation of a GenBank genome assembly.
AUGGAGGAGUUGAAACGGCAUCUUGACCGAAUGAAGUUCCACAUAGGAAAACUUGAGGUUUGCAUGCGAAUGGUAAACAAUGAGUCUCUGGAGUCUAAGCGUGUCAUGGAAGUGCUGAAAGAUCCGUUGGAAAUGUAUAUCGAAGCGCUCGAUCCAGAUUACGAAGGAGAUGCGGACGAGUUGGAUAAUCUUGAUCCGGAAGAUGCCUAUGAAGAGUUGGAUUUGGUUGCGCUGAGUGCCCAAAUUGGAGGGAUACAAAUCGGUCCGCUUGAUGAAGAGAAGGAGAACGGUCAUGACAAUGGGUCAACUCAUGAUAGUUCUGGUGGCGAUGAUGGCGUUUCCCGAAGUGGUGGUUCGCGACAUGGCAGUCAAGACACACCUGCUAGUCCUGCCCCACGUAGGACCGUGGCCGCAGCUUCUGUCCCAGUCACACCCGCAAAGUUAGCGAAAGAUGGAUCGGUGGACACUGGACAAUUAAACUCAUUGAGUGGUGUUAAUCAAGCUACGCCUCCUCCACCGCCUCCUGGCAUUCCGUAUAAUAGUGUAGCCGCAGGACGUAUAGCUGCUUCAUCUUCAGCCACAAACGCUAGCAUUUCAACUAUUUCACCGACUGCCAAUGCCAAUGUAGCCAGUACAAAGACGACCGUUAUCGCCACAAGACCCGGUGCAAAUAGUACUGGUGGCGUCCAGUUAGUUCAGCUAGUCACGUCCACAUCUACGCAGCAGAAUUCAACAAGCGUCCAGGAUGAUGAUGCCAGCUCUACUAUUUCAAGUCAGAACGAGGGUGGUGCCAUAUCUUCGGCCGAGGCUACGCUGAACAUCCAAGAUGAUUCCAUUGCAUCGACAACAUCGACUUCCACAACCGCGAAUGGCACAUCGUCAGAGAAUCCAUCGCUGAGCACUCCAACUGCGACAGCCGCACAGCAUUUCGCAUUCACCAACGAACUGUACGCGGCCAAUGAGGUACGCCUGUACUAUGGAUGA